AUGGAAAGAAUCAAUGUGGGGAUGCACGUCGAUAUACGACGUUCAGAUGGUCGAGUUCACAAUGCUGUUAUCAGUGAAGUCCGUAAGGGAACACAGUCGGUGACUGGAGAAACUAAAGGUAAAGAGAUCGAUUUAAGAACGCUGUUAGCAAUUAAUCCUACAUUGGCCGCACCACCUCCUUCGACGUCUUCAUCGAUGAAUUUUGCCCCUUCUAUUACCAAUGAUGAAAAUCAUUCAGGAGCAUCAGUAGAACUUCAACAAAGAACUCAGAAUAAUAAUGAAACGGAAAUUAGACGCCACAACCAAAAAUUGGUUACCUCACGGGCCAAUAAUGUUGGUCCACAGUUCGCAGCUACGAAUGGAAGUAAUGCUGCAUCGAAUACACAGAUGAACGGAUACAAUCGUGUAAGCCUGCUCCAAGCUCCUAGUAAACUUCCACCGCCAAAGCAACAACGUUAUACUCUUGAUCCUUCAUGUUUCGAAGUUGAUUCCUUGACAGCAGCGGCGAACGAAACAGUGGAUAUCAGUGCACUAAAGAGUGGCCAACAACAUCAAAAUCAAAAAUCCUCUACUAUGCAGGAAAUUGAGCGACUACAAAGAAACAGAGAAGAACGACGUGCUCAGCAGCAAGAGGCAAGAAGGCAGAAAGAACAGCUGAAGAGUAUUGAUCCCGGUAAUCCAAAUUGGCAGUUUUUGACAAUGAUUCGUGAUUACCAGUCACAAAUCGAUUUCCGUCCAUUGAAAAUGUCCGAUCAGGUCACUGAUCACCGAAUCUGCGUUUGUGUUCGAAAGAGGCCUCUCAAUAGGAAAGAAAUCAUGAAAAAAGAAAUUGAGGUGAUAACUAUUCCAAACAGGGACCAUUUGAUUGUUCAUCAACCUCAAGUAAAAGUGGAUUUGACGAAAUAUUUGGAAAAUCAAAAAUUUCGAUUCGAUUAUACUUUUGACGAAAAUACAAGUAAUGAGAUGGUUUACAAGUUCACUGCACAGCCGCUCGUGAAAACAAUCUUCGAGCAAGGUUUUGCUACUUGCUUUGCUUACGGCCAAACAGGAUCUGGUAAAACCCAUACCAUGGGUGGCGAUUUCACAGGUAAAAUGCAGGAUUGUACUAAAGGUAUAUACGCCCUUACAGCAAGUGAUGUGUUCAAGCUGUUACACAAAGAUUAUAAAAGAUAUAGCCUCCAAGUCUGCUGCAGUUUUUUCGAGAUAUACGGUGGUAAAGUCUUUGAUCUUAUCGGAAAUAAGGCCAUGUUACGGGUGUUAGAAGAUGGUAAAAAAGAGGUUCAAGUGGUUGGAUUGCAAGAAGUGCCGGUUCAUGACGAAGAUGAUGUUCUAGAGUUAAUAAAGAAGGGGACAUUGAUGCGGACGGCAGGUACAACUUCUGCUAACGCCAAUUCAUCUCGAUCACAUGCUGUGUUUCAAAUUAUUCUUCGUAAAAGAACGGAGAAAGGAUUAGGACGCAUAUGGGGAAAAUUUUCCUUGAUUGAUUUAGCGGGCAAUGAGCGAGGUGUCGAUACAAUAAAUACAGAUCGGCAAACUCGUAUGGAAGGUUCAGAAAUCAAUAAAUCUCUUCUAGCUCUCAAAGAGUGUAUAAGAGCAAUGGGUCGGAAUUCAGCCCAUGUUCCAUUUCGAGCUUCCAAAUUAACGCUUGUCCUUCGUGAUAGUUUCAUUGGUUCGAAUGCAAGGACGUGUAUGAUAGCAAUGAUUAGCCCCGGCAUGUCUUGUUGCGAGCAUACUUUGAAUACUUUACGAUAUGCUGACAGAGUAAAAGAAUUAGGUGCUGAAGAUGGAUUGAAUUCACCAAUGGAGGAUGAAGAGCUUAUGUUAAGUAAUAUUGAUGAGGAUUGUGAUAUUCUGCAGUCAAGAAAUGGAGUGAACGAUGAAAGAUAUCGAUUGCAGAGAACAUUACAAAAUAUAUCCCUAGCGGAAGAGAAGUCCUGUAACGAGUUAACUACACUGUAUGAAGAUAUGGAGAGAACAAAGGCGGAAAUGGCAUCUUUGUUAAAGCGGCCAAGUAAAGUGGAUUAUGACAUUGAUGCUUUUGCUAUCGAUUUGCAAAAUUUUGCUCGUGACCAGCGUGAUAGAUAUAUGCGUUUAUAUGAUAAUGCCGAGUGUCUAGUAUCAGAACUUGGUAAGGAAUCGGAGAUUAGUAAAAAGCAAACAAAUCAUAAGCGGCAUUGA
Molecule: messenger RNA, 2178 nt
Organism: Brugia malayi
Lineage: Eukaryota; Metazoa; Nematoda; Chromadorea; Rhabditida; Onchocercidae
Gene: Bma-klp-7
Exons: 18
Coding region: 1-2178 (725 amino acids)
Biological process (GO): microtubule-based movement
Molecular function (GO): ATP binding; microtubule binding; microtubule motor activity
Source: RefSeq, a predicted model, not a curated record